Messenger RNA from Pomacea canaliculata, 9885 nucleotides. Its product is annotated as protein phosphatase 1F-like. The coding region runs from base 65 to 2209 and encodes 714 amino acids. The record is from RefSeq and is a predicted model, not a curated record. NCBI's taxonomy places the organism in Eukaryota, Metazoa, Mollusca, Gastropoda, Architaenioglossa, Ampullariidae. Gene Ontology annotation, molecular function: protein serine/threonine phosphatase activity; cation binding. The transcript has 7 exons. Gene Ontology annotation, biological process: protein dephosphorylation; negative regulation of protein kinase activity.
CGUCACCACUCUGUGUGCACAAGAAAGCCCUCGGUGUAGUAUGGUUUGUUAGGUUGUCACCGGGAUGGACGAUCCCAGUCAAAAUGAAAUAUCUGUCUUCAAACGAUUCUUGGAAAGAUUUUGCCAUGAGGUGGAAGAACCUACAUCAGAGGGAAACGACUCGCCCAUUCGUCACAUUUCAUACUCCCUAGUGCCAGCCGAGAUCGAAGGAGAAAGCUUGCAAUGGGCACUUGACUACCUUUGUCAAACGCAUGGGUGCCCACAUGGUCUGGCCGUAUACAUAGCUAGAGCUGCAUACCACCGCAUUCGGGAGCUUGAUUACCAAUGCUUCUGUGAUGACAGUCAGCUGGAGGAUGGCCCUUCAGGUCAGCCACGAAGGAUGCUAGAAAUCGACCUCCGCAAGCUGCAAAGAGAGGUCACUGUGCAAGUAUAUGCUAUCUGCACUGAGUGGAAUCAUCGACUCCCAUCAUUUGUUCAUCCUAUGCCCUAUCUUCGACCUGCCUGCAGCCAUGCCAUCAAAAAUACUCGACGCAAAAUGGAGGACCGUCAUGUCAUUCUAUCUGAUCUCAACACUUUUUUUGAACUGCAGGACAGCCCUAGUCAGUCAUAUUACGCCGUGUUUGAUGGUCAUGGAGGCCCAGAGGCAGCCAUGUAUGCCACCAGUCAUCUGCACAUUAACAUGGUGCGUGACCGCAGCUUCCGUUCAGACCCAGAACUAGCCAUGAGACGAGCCUAUUCUUUGACUGACAGAAUGUUUCUGGAAAAGGCAGAGAGACAGAAGCUACGUUCAGGUACAACAGGCGUGACUGUCUUUGUUCGUGGAGACAGAUGUUAUAUCGGCUGGCUUGGAGACUCCCAGGUGUUACUGGUGCGUGAUGGUCAGCCUGUGACAGUCAUGGAACCACACAAACCUGAACGAGAGGAUGAGAAAAAGCGAAUUGAAGAACUGGGUGGUAGUGUUACAUACACACAGGGCAACUGGCGAGUCAAUGGCAACAUUUCUGUGUCACGAGCCAUUGGUGAUCCCAGCCACAAGCCAUUCCUUUGCAGCAAUGCCGAUACGGUUAGUUUCCAGCAGACUGGUCAGGAGGACUACAUGGUUCUGGGAUGUGAUGGAAUUUGGGAUGUUUUAAAGCCAACAGAGAUCCCUCAGCUUGUGCACAAUUACCUUCAGCAGGAGCCUGGCAAUCACUUGGGUGUGGCUCAGCACCUUGUUGCUCAGGCCAAGGAGUCUGGCUCAAGCGACAACAUUUCUGUGGUGGUUUUCUUUUUCCGUAAAGACAUUGCGAAGCCCACCAGCAAACAGCAGGAAGCAUCUCAGAUUUUACGAGAAAAUGGUGAGCGCAAUGGGGAUGCUCGCAUCAACAGAGGGAUAUCGUCAGCAGCCACAUCAGCAUCAACAUCAAGGAUAACCUUUAACAGCACUACCUCAGCAAAAGAGAAAACUGACAGAGCAAGGGAAAGUACAGAGUGGCACGUGUCUCCAGGCAGCCAUUUUCUUCUGGGAUUUUUCUGCAGGUUAUGGAGAUGGACUGGCUUUUUAAUGCCAGUGCUAAGAGAUCUGUGGUCAUAUAUGUUUGAUCUGCUGGUGCCCUGCAGCUCGGAAGGCAGGGUCGGGUCCCAGGAAGACCUAGCCAAUUAUAGACAAGAGGCAGAUGGGUUUAUGAACCCUGGCUUGGAUGACCAGUGGAACAUAUCUGCAGUCUCUGCUGGCAAGAAAGCCUUGAGCACAAAAGAGAAAACAUUAACACAGAAUAACAGAUCAAAGGCUUCUGGGCACAAACCUGAACAUUGUCUGAAUCAGGGAACUCCAGACAACUGUGCAUCUGGUUUAGAUCUAAACAGUGUUCUUGUAUCCAGUGGGGAUGCACCUUCCCCCACAAACAUUGAUUGUGUCCACUCUGUGAAACUGUCUGUGACUGACUGUGAAAUUACCAAAAGCCUUCCUUUCAGCGACCCGGACAGUAACCAGCACAAUCUUGUGGUCCCCAAAAAGUCAGGUAUUUUGCACAAGUCAUUGCCUUGGUUGGCAAGUCUCGGCCUCAUUGCUGCAUGGUGCUCCACAGGCAAUUCACCUGCUCUGACUUCAUCUACCUCACUGCAGUUGUUCGGUCAGGACAUCUCUCAUUUCUGGCCUAGUACCAAGAGUAAACAGACUUCCAGUUCCAAUGGCAGCUUCUCAACAAUUGCAUUUUCCAGCUCUCCUUAGACAGCAAAUGCAGACAGCAGCUUUAGAAAAACAAAGUCCUCUGCAGCAGACUGCAUUCAGACUGCGUAAGAAUGAUGAUCGUAAUUGAACACUGGACAAGUGAUGCCCUUGUAUGGCAUGGGUAGCACGCAUGCUUUGACCAAGUAAUGCAUGAUGGUAGGCUGAAGGCAGGCAUGGAGUUGUGAGUGGGUUAGACAGUGUGUCAACUAUUUUGUUUAGACAUACGAGUGUUUUCAGUUUCAAUUCUUUAUUUAAGACACUCGCACACACUACACAUCACACAUGCUACACCUCACACACACCUCAGAUAAGCAUGCAAUCCUAUUUUUUGGCAUACUGCCUCAUCCCUCUCUCAUGCACCUUCUGUUAGAAAUUGACAGAAAAUAAAUAUCAAUAGUAUCACUAAUCUUACCAAAUGGGGAAACUGAAUGAUAAUAUAUAGUCAGUCUACUUGUGGAGAGUAAUGUAACUGGGAAUUUAGUAGCUGCACGGAUGUUUUUAUUUUUGAUUUAGUGUCUUCUCCUUAAAGAAAGAACAUUGUUAGUGAUAGAUAAAGUCAGCACAGCUUGAAAUUCUUAACUGUUCCAUAUUUCUUUACUGGUUUAAUUAUUUUAGUUUGGGUUUUUUAAUGUUAUGUCUUCACCUUUCUUCUUUCUAUGCUUGUUCUGUAAGCCAUGUAAGAAUUUACUCAGGGGUGUAAAAUGAUCCAUUCCACUCAUCUGGCACAUGAUUCCAUAAGAAUAUUUAUAUCUAAAGAUUUAAGUAACUUGUUAGGAACACUGUCUUUUGGAUCAGAAGUUAGCAUUUAAAAGUUUCUUAAACUGCUUCCAAAUUUAUUUUAAUCAAGCUAUUUUCAGGCGUUUUUCUCCUCCUUCUAUAGAAUUAUUCUUGAUGUUCAGAUUCUAUACAUCUCUGUUAUAACAUAUCCUGCUUGUGUAAAUUAGAGUACCUUGUGACUAGGGCUGGUGCUGUUUGCGCAGAUAAUAGGACAUGAAAGAUGGACUUUUUCUGACACCCUGUGGGUCACAUGGAUGAGGUAGUCACUGACAAUGGAGCAUGAGACUGCAAACGAAAUAUGUCACAAAUUUAGCUGCACAGCUGAUACUUACAAAUGUACUGAAUCUUGGAACUGGUGCUGAUUAGAGGUUCUGUUUUAUAAGCAAAAGACUCUUUAUAUGCAGACAAACUGUUUCUUCAAUGUUAUAGUCAGAGAAAUGGAUAACUUUUUGAAGCACUGUUGUGCAUACCACCAACUCUUUAACAUUUCAUACAAAACCAAACUUUCUAAAUAAAACUUUUAGUGCAAAUACAAAGUUGAAGUCAGAAAAAUUGUUCAAGUCCAGAGAGAAAAUGAGAGACAGCAUAGAAAUGCUGGAGUUUUUUCCUUCUACAAUUUGUCAUUCAUAAUAUUCAGGAUAGUGUCGGUUUUUUUAUCUUCGCAUUCCAAGUCUUUCUCGGAUCACCAGGUGAUCUCCCUUUUUUUUUUCCCCCUGCUUUUUUUUAAAUCAUCUGAAUUUGCGUAUGCAUAUUAGGGAAAUUUUUUAUGUACUUAAAAUGUUAGGGAGUGAUUUAUAAUUUAUGAUUUAAAAAUCUCAGUUUAUCUUCGUUUCAAAUAUUUAUUGGGGAUUGGGAAACAUCAUAAAGGAUAUAACCAAGAGACUUUUAGCCAGUGUUAUUAAAGAAAAGGUUGCAGCUACAAAGAAGGAGGGAGAGUCAUAGCUCUGAAAAUGUAUUUUAGGUUUGUUUUAUACUAAAAGUAGAUAAGAAAGUUGAUCAUUGUACCCCUUGCACCAAUCUCUACAUUUUAUAGCCCUGCAUAAGGAUGACAUCAGAAAAAGUGCGGUGACAUUCUAGAUUUAGCAAGUUGAUGCAUGCUGAAAUUUAUUUUGCCUUUGUAAAAGUGUCUAGUCUGAGCUGUCACAGCUGUGAGACAACUUCAAACUAGCAACUAUUUAAGAGAGUGAGUGACUAUGCAUGUGUGUGUAAGCGAGUGAGAGAGAUCACAUUAUCAUAGUUGUUGGCUAUAUUAUAUUUGAAAUCCAAAGUGCAAAGAAAGAGAUUAGAAUGAAUUCCUUUGACCAUAUUUUCCCCCUCAUCAUGCUUUACUUGUUUGGUUCUGUUUUAUCAUCACAGAUGCUUGCUUAUUUAACAAUUAAUACGACUGCAAGAAUUCUUUAUAAAUAGUUUAUGGCAAGGUUUGGUCAAGGGUAGCUUCCUGGCCACAUCUCAUUUCAGACAUAGUGCACCAGAUAGAGGUAUAUUACAUCAGCCAUGUUGUCCGACUAUCCUUCAUUGAAGCUCAAAAACUGAUGUUAGCAAUAACUGGUUAAUAGCACAUCCAAUGUUUUCAAGCUUUACUGGUAUUAAAGGUCAUUGAAGUCACAGCAAACAUAAAGUUUACUUCACAUCCAUUGUAUUUGAAAGAAUUCAUAGUGUUAACUAGUCUGUUUUUUAUCUGUGCUGCAUGUGUUUUCAGAAUAGAGAUUUUUGGGAAGGGAGGAUUUCUGCUUGCAUUUGCUUUUUUUUUUUUGCACUACCCUGCAUUACGUUGCAUGCAGAUGUACACAGCAAGUAUUGCACUUGGUGUUUCUAGUCACACUACUUCCAUUAACCAUAUUUCAUCAUCUUUUAUCAUUAGGGUCCUGCUCAAAAAUUAUCCUUCAUUUUCAAAUGAAGGGCUGCCUCCUGUUUACUGCCUACUUCAGAAGAAGACCUAAAAUAUAAAAGGAAAAUAGUACUUAUUGCUGCACGCUUACCAAACAUCGCAUAAAACACAGUAGUGCUGUGUUGGCUUCUUUGUUUGCCCAUUUACUUGUUACCGUUUGACUUUCUCAAUUCUGCAUAGGUUGAAAAUGGAGAAAUUAGUUGCAAGUCUACAUAGUACAUUUGGUAGAAUUAAUAUCAUAAACUGCACCAUUCAACAGGUAGUCCAGUGUAAUGGAGGUGAAGUUUAUAGGACACCUCACAGUGUCUUAAUGAUCACAGAAUAUUUUUGUAUCUUAUAGCAUAAUUUUCCUAUAUGUAUUUAAUAAUAACCAGUGAUGAUAGUGACUAUUUGUGAUGCUAAACAAAGCCCUUCUUCAAUGAGGAGCCAUGCAACUAUGGGCUUUGAAUAACUACACAUAUAUGUUUUGUUUCUUGUGUGCAUAGACACACUUAUUAAAAAUCAUGUUGGUGUUCAUAAUUAUUGUCCAUGUUCCAUUUAGAUGAAAGAUAUUAAUAAUGUAACCCAUUUCAAAUGUGGGCAUCAUUGCCAUGCUUUUUUUUUUUGUAUAGUUUUUUUUUAGUUACAUUAUAGUCAGUUAAAGAUCACAAAUGGAAUGGUUGAAGUUUGUACUUAUUUUGUUUUUGUUUUUUAGAUUAAGUUAUUAAAGUAGACCUGCUGUGUGUUAUAUAUCUCAAUAUUCUGUUCUUAAAAUAAUAAUGGCUUAUAACCAGCUUUGAUUUGCCUUCUAUUGCAUUCAUAUUGAUUUUCUCCUUGUGGAAUUCUCCUGAUGAUGAUGAUGGGUUUUUGUGUGAGAGAGCCCAGCAGGCAUGAUGGGUCUCAGAAGGCAGGUACUUUGUCAGUCCGUUAAAGUAAGUUAUAGUUGCUUUGGAGGAAAUACUGUGUAUGCGUGCAUAUAUAUAUAUCUAUAAGCACAUGGAUGUGCAUGUUUUCCUGCCUGCCCUCCCUCCUUCGCACAUUGUCAUGAAGAGCAGGAGUGGCAUUCUUGUACACUUAAACACCUUUUUGAUGUGGUUUAUGGCAGCCUCUAUUAUAAGCAGAAUGUACGUUCUUGACCUGUGGCACCAGAGAGCACAAAAGUCUGCUCCUCCACAUGACUGGUUUCCAGUCCUUAACCUGCUUGGUCUGGAAAUAGUCGAUAUCAUUGCCAAUCAGUAGUGCAAGUGACAUCGAACGAAAAUGCUGCAGUUAUUUUAUUUGUUCACAAUUAGAAUUUUAUCACAGGCUAUGAACUAAACUCUUGAUGUUAUUCCAUUUAAAAAUAAAAGUGAUUUUUUUUUUUUCUUCCUUUUAUGUAGAUUGACCCUAUCUGGCAUGGUCCAUGGUGACAGCACGCAGCUUGCUUCCAUCUUCACUCGUGCCCACUUACUGACUUAACUGUGAUAGCUGCAACUAGUGUCUUAAUGCAGGACUAUUAUUUUUGUCUCAUUCCUGAUUUUAAGACAAAUUGGUGGGAAGGAGAGGGGGUAUUCUUGGUAUGCAGAAGAAAUGUCCUUCCUAAAACUGUGUUCCUUUUCGUGAGAAAGGUUCAACCAUGAGACUUUACGUUGUGGUGCAUUCAUGUAAAAGUAUGAGUUAUGUGCCCAUGUAUGCAGAUGGGCUGAUAGCACCAGUUGUCAUGAAUUGCAUUGUUUGGUUUUCUUUGGCCAGUUACUUUUCAGAUUUACAAAGUCCCUCAUUUUCCAUAAGAAUGUCUUGAAAAUAUUCUCUUACGUAGACAGCUUUAAGUUUUGUUAUUAUCACAAUCCUGCAAAUUUGCGCAGCAUGUCUGUGAAUGGAUGAACUUCAAGUUCUUUGUUUAUGAAGCAGUUGGCAUCCAUUAAUGACAGAAGUAUCACAACCUUCACUUUCAUUCUCGGUGUUAAUUUACCCUUGAGGGCUCUUUGUGUGUGAGAGAGAGACUUUGCGUGAGUGUUUUGUGCAUGUAUGUAAAUGAAUGCUAGUGUUUUGGUUGCUUGUUGGAGUGUUGGGUUCUUUGGUCUCUCCUCAAAGCAUUUAAAUAAUAUAGGUGCUAUGUAAAGCAUAACAAGUUGGAAUUUUGUUUUCGUAUCCCUUCCCCACCUCUGUUAAUAUUUUGUUGCAGUUCACUCAUUAUAAUCUAUGGAUUUUGAUUCGACAUGUUUUGCUGCUUCUGCAACAGCUCUUUCACCCAAAUCUUACUGUUUCUGCCUGAAAUGUUUCUUCUGUGGCAUUGAAGAAAUGAUGCAAACUGUGUGAAAUUGUCCUUUUGUUUUUUGUUUGUUUUUUGGUUUUUUUUUUGGGGGGGGGGGGUUGUUGUUUUUUUUGUUGGUUUGGUUUUUUGUUUGUUUGUUUGUUUUUUGGGGUUUUUUUUUUUUGCAGAAGUCCAUUCCACUUUUGCUUAAAUUAAUGUCUCCACUUUGUUUUUAAUAUUUUAAUUUUAUUUUGUUGUUAUUUUUGUAGAAAAAAAAAGUGUAUAAGAAAUAGAGAAUGUGUGUGUUAUUCAUACUUGAAUACAUGUUUUUACUUUUAAUUGAGAAAGAUAACAGCAUAAUAUCAGGGUUAGUCAAAUCAUGCACAGUUCACUCACAGGCAUUCACAGUUCAUCUCAGGGUGAGCGAGGCAUGAGGUGCUACUCUGAGACAUUCAUCGCCACCAACAUUGUGAAGACUGUAGGUCAUGGCUUCAGAUCUCAUCUCUGGUAUACAUAAUUUCUUUUUGUAUGAGGCAUCUGUCCACAGGGCUGGAUUACCAGCUUGCCAUGAGAUAGUUUUACUUGCCUAGAUGACAUAAAACAUCAGUAACCAGCCUUCAUCUCAGGGAGACGUCAAAAGCGUUGCAGCAGAGGACAUUUAGGCAUUUUCGCUAGAUGCUCAUUGAAGCUAAGGAAAGUGGAAGGUAGCAAAAUUUCAUUAUAAAGUUUUUGUCUAAAAAUGUAUGACAAAAAUAUGGUCUGUACAAAUUUCAGGUGUGUGGCGAAUGGUGAAUAAAAUAAAUGUUAAAAAAAUUGCAGCACCAAUCUUUGCAAAACCUGUGUUAGAAAUAAAUUCACAGGUACUUAACAUCUGGCUCAGCAAAUCACAAAACAGGUGUUGCUCAGGUGUUUUGUUAAUGCAGGUAAUGUGUGUAUGCUUGGUUGGAGGGAGGGGAAGGUUAGGGUGGCAUAAAUGUCAAUUUUUCAUCUAUCAGAAAUAAUGUUUCCAUUAAUCUCAGUACAUAAAAGCAUUUUCUACUUGGUUUUUUUCUGUUUGUCUUUUUUUAAGGAGUAGACAGGAGAGGAGAACGAUUGACUAUUUUUUUUUAAUUUGUUUUUAUCUUGUUAUCAUUUGUAUUUAUGUGGUGCAUUUGUAGUUAUCUUUUUUCACAGAUUACUGCAUCUGAUGUAUACUUCAUGUACAAAGCCUCAAUAUAAUAAAUGCAUAUAAAUAUAUAUAUGGAAUGUUCUUCAGUGAUAUUCUGCUGCAGAGGUUUUAUUUAUGACUCAUUAACAGCUGUUCCGACCAGAAUAUUAUUGAAGGGGACCAGCAAACCGGUGUCUUUUUUAUCAGAAAAAGCAAGUUGGAUCUUCACUGCAUAGUGUUUCUGUACAUUGUUCUUUAUUUCAAAUACCUUAUCAGCCCAAGAGCUUUUGGUGAGAAAAUAAGACAGGUGCUUGUGUGCACUUGUUUCAUAGAGGUACAAUUUUCAUGUUUUAUUUUAUUUUGUGCAUAAAGAAUACAGUGAAAAAAGCAAACAUUUUUUAAUUCAAAUGGAAAGCUAGCAUAGUACAGGAAGGUCACUGCUAGAGAUAGUACACCACAUGGGAAUUUGCUUUUGACUGUGCAACAGACCAUGCUGGUACCUGUUAAUACUCUUCUGACCAAAUAAAAACAGGAAGGAAGCAAGGUCAAUGCUGGAAAUAUAGCUUAUAUAUUGCUACAAAAUUUGCUGAAGCAGUCUUGUGAAAAGCUACAGCAUGCAGAUACACCUCAGUAAAUGAAUUCAUUCAUGUACACUCUCUGGAGGGCUAAAACUUUUUCCAAUUUAAAUUUUUCACUUCUUAAUUUUUUUUUACUUUGAUGGACAUUACAGGAUUUGGGGAAUGACAGAGAUUCUCUUUGUAGGACAGUCCCAGCACGUUUAAUUAGUAGCUCAAUGAUCAAAAUAAGAAAAGAUCUUGACAGUUUGAAAAGCAUCACAGCAGCAAAAUAAGUUUUUUUCGUACUUAAAAAUAUCCAGCUGUUUUGAGUGUCAUGUUUUGUGUGGAUUCCUCACUGUGGAGUACUCAUGGACUCUUGAAAGUCAUUGAGAUAGCAGCCAAACCUAAUGUCACAUGCAGUUAAAGGUCUGCAGUCGUGUAAAGAUGGUCACAGAACAAGUGCAGUUUGCAGUCUUGUUGAAACCUUUCCAACUGCUUUCUUGUGUUGAGUUGAAACCUUUCACUAGAAUUUAUGGGUGAUUAUUUUGGGAUUGGUGGGGGGUAGGGAGUUGUAAAUAUGGUAAGUUCUUCUAAGACUUGUUUAAUUAUUACUCUAUAACUUAUUUUUAUUAUUUUUUUGGUUUAUCAUUCUGUAUUUAGAAGCCAAGACAGAUAUUACUCUCUACAAAACUUGUUUAACAAAUUUUUUAUAUCCUCCUGUGAUGUCAGAUGUCAUCUUGUGACAAGCAGGAAUGUAAUCUUUGUAUCAUCUUUGAAUUUUUAUUGAAUCUGAUUUUUUUACUUAAUUUCAUAGAUGUUUAUGGACUGAAAUACAACUACCCUGCCCAAAUAAGACACGUAUCAUGAUGUAGUAGCUACCUAAUAUGUUAAUUUAUGUAUUGGAUCCUAUAUUGUUACUGGUCACUGUAUUCCGCAUAUGCAUGUGUGUAUGUUUUUGGAAGGGGGUGAGUGUAUUUUCCAAGAUAUCAUCUAAUACAUGCAGUUGAAGAGCUGGUUAAUUUAGAAUGGUAUUGCGUGUAAAGAGAUAUAUGAGGAAAACAAUGAUUUUUAUAAUAAAAAAAGGAUUGUUUUGUU